UUAGUGCUGAGUUAAUGAACACACCUUGAGCACCUGACCAUUAGCAGCUAUUACUGAGCACAGGAACAAAGGGAGAUAUAUACAGGCGACAAGUUAGAAGGGAGCAGUAGAGAAAGUUUGUUUUGAGGUGGGAAGAAAUCUUUAAAAGAUGGAGGAACAGGAGAAGUCCUCCUGGAGAAUGGGACUGCUAAAGACUUUUGAUUCAGAUGAGUUUAUGAGCUGGGAAAAGAUUGGAUCUGGUGGAUUUGGACAGGUUUACAAGAUUCGUCACGUUAACUGGAAAACAUGGCUGGCCAUCAAAUGUCCUCCAAGUCUCCAUGUAGAUGAGAAAGAGAAUGCAGAGCUGCUAGACGAAGCUAAGAAGAUGGAAAUGGCAAAAUUCCGCUACAUACUCCCAGUGUAUGGGAUCUGCAAGGAUCCAGUGGGGUUAGUCAUGGAAUAUAUGGAGACUGGAUCUCUGGAAAAACUGUUGGCCUCGGAAGUGUUACCAUGGGAACUGCGUUUCCGUAUCAUCCAUGAGACAGCAGUGGGCAUGAAUUUUCUACACUGCAUGUCCCCGCCCUUGUUACAUCUUGAUCUGAAACCUGCAAACAUACUACUGGAUGCACACCAUCAUGUCAAGAUUUCAGACUUUGGAUUAGCGAGAUGGAAUGGAUUGUCUAAUACACAAGACAUCAGUUUGGAUGGCUUCUGUGGUACAAUUGCAUACCUUCCUCCAGAGCGUCUACGCCAGAAGAAGAAUUCUGACAUUAAGCAUGAUGUAUACAGCUUUUCCAUUGUCAUCUGGGGAAUUCUAACACAGAAGAAGCCUUUUGCAGCUGAAACAAAUAUUCUACAUAUUAUGGUCAAAGUAGUGAGCGGUCUUCGUCCUGAUCUGUCUGCGAUUCCUAAAUCAAGACCACCAGCAUGCAAGGGCCUGUUAAAGUUAAUGCAGCGAUGUUGGAAGGAGGCUCCCAGUGACCGCCCAACAUUUCAAGAGAUCACUUCAGAAACUGAAGAACUUAGCACCAAGCCGCAAGAGAUAGCACAAGAGAAACCACGAGAGCAGCCUGUGAGUUCUGGCCAAUCUCAUGAGGCAAGCAAAAAGGAUCCACCAGUAGCAGUUGAGCAGCCAGUUCAGAAUCAGCAAUACAAACGGACCUCUGACUGUGACGAAUGCAGCCUUUCGCAGCUACUGUCUCAGCUGGACUCGGGCUUUGAAUCAGCUGGGAACGAAUGCCCAGCAAAUGGUGAAAUAGCUGACAGCAAGAAGAGACUGUCAGGGAUCUCAUCCAUUGACUCUGCGUUCUCAUCCCAAGGAUCCAUAUCAUUGUCUUUUGGAAAGGAAGCUGGAGGGAUUGAACAAUCCAUGUCAGAUGUUCCAAAGAAGAAGCUCUAUGAAGCCAUUGUGUCUGGGGACAUUGGAAAGUUGAUGAAGCUCCUGCAGCCUCAAGAUGUGGACCUGAUCUUGGACGAUGGCAUGAGCCUCCUGCAUUAUGCCGUUCAACUGGGCAACGAGGAAGCUGUGCGGUUGUUGCUUUUGUACAACGCCAACCCGAAUGUACCUAACAAACGGGGGUCCACGCCACUUCACCUGGCUGCAGAGAAGAACUUGAAGGUUAUCGCCGAGCUGCUCCUGGGAAAGAAGGCAAACAUAAACGCCAAGGAUGAAGACCACUGGACUCCACUCCACUUUGUCGCGCAGAGCGGUGAAGAAACCCUUUUGCGGUUGCUACUGGACAGGAAUGCUUCAACUAAUGAGGUGGACUUUGAAGGCCGAACAGCACUGCAUGUUGCUUGCCAGCACAGCCAUGAAAAUAUAGUGCGUGUUCUUUUGAGCCGCGGGGCUAAUGCCCAAGCCAAAGGGAAGGACAACUGGACGCCUUUGCAUUUUGCUGCAUGGCAAGGCCACCACACCAUCACAAAGCUUCUCAUCAAGCAGGCUGGGGCAAAUGGGGAUGUGCUGACAGCUGACGGAAGGACCCCACUGCAUCUUGCAGCCCAGAGAGGGCAGUACCGAGCAGCUCGUAUCCUCUUGGAGUUUAAGAGCACUGUGAAUUGGAAAACCUUGAGCCGCCACACGCCCCUUCACCUGGCAGCCGAGGGUGGGCACACCAGCACUUCCAGGCUUCUUAUCAAGCACGGCGUGGACAUCAACGCAGUGACUGAGGAUGGUUGGACUGCCCUCCACCUGGCAUCCAAUUGCGGUCAUCUCCAGACUGUGAAAAUGUUGGUGGAAGAGCAGGCCAACUCUGAGAUCACUGGUUCCCUCCAGAGAACAGCUCUCCACUUUGCUGCAGAGAAAGGGCACAGUGAAGUGGUCAGGGAGCUUCUCAACUGCACAGAAAAUAUCAUUAACAUCGCGGAUGACGAAGGUCUAACACCUCUGCAUUUGGCAGCCAAAUGUGGACAUCUAAAAUGUAUUGACAUCCUCCUUGCUCAUGGUGCUGAUGUUAAUUUACACAACGCAAAAUUUCAGACACCUUUAAGCCUGGCUGAAGAAUCUGGCAAUGGCUUGGCCAUUGAUGCUCUCCGGUACCUGACAGACUCUGAAAUAGAAAUCUUGUGAGGUGGUGACUGGUGACAACAAGGAAAGGCCUCCAGAACCUGCUGAGUCAUUGCACAAGAUUAACAAAAACUCGAGGAUUGUUUGAACUGAAAACUGUGCGUUUGGUUUUGUUUAAAUCCUCCAAUUUAAUGGAACAGUCCGUUUUGAUGGGCAUGGAUAGAAAAUUACCUGACAGAUUCCCACCAACGUCUCGAUUGUGAAGGAGGUGCUUUGUACUUGGAUUUCAGAGCUUCACAAUAUAGAAUAUGCUUCAGCAUCGUCAAAUCCCUCUACAUUUAAACAUCUGUAUUGUCCUCUUAUGAUAACUGCUUUGAAGACAAUAUUACAUGGUGGAAUAGCUUAAAAAAGCAGAUUUCCAGAACUAUAAAUGUGCAAUUGCUUGACUAUCCUACCUGGGUUCCAUGUUUGUGCCAUAAGAGAUGUUACCUUCAUGUUGGACAAUAAACUUGGCAGAUUCAUUUUUAUUUUGGAAAUCAUUUUUGCAGACAUGAUGGGCUGAAAGGCUUCCUCUUGAGCUGUGUAUUGUGCUAUGACCUUAUUACUGAGGAGGUUGCCUACCCUCUCACCAUUUGAAGCAAAAAUGCAAAACAACAUUUGGGUGACAGCCUUCACACACACUGCAUUGUAAAGGACCUUGAGGGAUUACCUCAACUAUCAUCCUCCAUUAUGCACAUUUGUACUGGUUUUAUUAUUUCUUUGAUGUAGCAUUGUUGUGGUUGACUCAAAUGUGCAGGAACUUGUCUGACUGAGUCUGAAUGCAAUUUGAAUAAGUUCUGUUUCCUUAUACCAUGAGGAAAUUAUUUGUGUGGUAGCAUAAAGGUAAGGAGUGCUUUAUAUUCCUUGGACCAAUUGUUAUGUAACAAGCAAGCUUGUUGUACCUAUCCAUCUUCAGUGAUUUAGACUUGCAUUAUUGCUAGGGGGUCAUGAAUUCAAAUGUCAUAUUUGCCAGUAAUGUAUUAUUAACCUUCAUGUUUGUGCACAAUACAAUUGCAAUUUCCCCUUUUACGUCACAUUCGACAUUUUUGCAUGCAAAGUAAUGCGAUUGUAUAUUUCAUAAGUUAAAAAGAAAAUGAUAUCCAAGUGGAUCUUGGCAAAACAUUACAAGAAUAAAAUGAAUAAUUUUCAUUUCUUCUUGCCACAAUAUUAGUAUAAAAUUGGUCCCAAAAAAUGUUAUACUUUAAAACAAAGAUUACCCACUAUAGACUCUUCAGUUUUAUUUCGUAUUAAUGACCUUUUAAAAGUUUUUUCUUUUAUCUGGGUGAGCAAUGGGGUUGGUAGAUUUUUUUUUUCCCAUCACUCCUCCAAUUCAAAAACCGGGAGCAAAUAACCAAGAACAUUGUGGCGGCUUCUUUCUGCAGUGAUCCUAAUUGGGAAAUGUGGAUGUACAGGUUUAGUUCUGGCUAUGAUGCGCUCAGACAAAUGUUUCUCUGUCCCUUAAUUUACAUUUAAUGACUAGCUACUUGGGGCAAGAUACUGAAACAGCACCAGGAGUCGCAUUGUAUGGAAGAAGGAAAUGCCUCAUUAACAAUGAUUUGCUGUUACCACAAGGAUAAGCGAUCACACUUGCAUCACUUUAAAUUUCCCCAGUGCAGCACAGUGUGUUUAAAAAAAAAAAAAAAAAAAAAAUUUUUAAUCCAAUGUAUAUCCAAAAUUUUAGAUCAUUAGUCGUAUACAUUUUUUUAAAAUCAUGUUUUCUACUGAACUGGAAAUUUGUAAACACCUGCCAAUUUGUAAACUUUCCUCGCCAUUAGUAAUUUACAUGUAGGCUGUUUACACCAAUCUAACUGUUACCUUAAUGGAGCAAAAUACCUUCACCUUUGUAUCGCCUCCCAACCUGCUGGUAGGCAUAGACCCACCUUACAAGCAGAAUAAAACCUUGUGCAUCGCACAGUGUAAUUCUGGUCUCUUGAACUGAUAUUAGGAAGUUGGCCUGUUCCAAAACCUUUUUGGAAAGCCAUCUGUGCCAUUUUAAGUUGAAGUUCAAUCUGAACAUUUCAGCAUCAGCGAUAAUUAGAUGUAUUGUGCAUUAGCAUGAGUAAAUGGAAAGGGACUCUGCUUUUGGUUAAGGCUGAUAGUCUCCUUUUUGGCUGCCACUUAUUUAGAGAACUCUUGCUGCAUGUAGCUAUAAUACAGUAAAGGAAGCACAGGGGCUGAACGUUUCCCAUUGCUCCCUUGCUAGUGUUGAUGGAGGUUAGCUGGCUAGGAAGGGUAUGUUAUUGAGGUGUAAAUAGUGUUUCAACACAUCAGUAUGUGGGCCAUCAUGUAUAACAUUUUAACGUGUCUCAGGUGGUAGCGCUGAUUUUUCAUUUUAAGUUUUCACUUAUCUAAAUUGCUAUGCGAUUAUUGGAAAUAUGUACGCUUUAGUACAUCUCAUAAAAGGCAAUGUUUGCUUUGUCCUUUCAUAGAUUACUGAUCCUUAUUGUAACUAACACUGUAAUUACACUAAUAAUAAAAAAAGACAUUUGUUGUCCAUA
Rhincodon typus (whale shark) is the source of this 5022-nucleotide messenger RNA. RefSeq names its product receptor-interacting serine-threonine kinase 4 (gene ripk4). Bases 149 to 2548 code for a protein of 799 amino acids. Gene Ontology annotation, molecular function: protein binding; ATP binding; protein kinase activity. Gene Ontology annotation, biological process: protein phosphorylation. The record is from RefSeq and is a predicted model, not a curated record. Lineage: Eukaryota; Metazoa; Chordata; Chondrichthyes; Orectolobiformes; Rhincodontidae. The transcript has 8 exons. Gene Ontology annotation, cellular component: cytoplasm.